AUGUUUCUAGAAUUUAUUGGAAAUAUCAUCCCUUUUUCUGCCCUUCUCUUAUUUAUCACAUUCAAUUUACUGCAUAAGGUUUUGACCACAGUGCCCAUUGAUACCAACAUACCUGUUCUAGAUUUGGACUGUGACAGUGAUCUGGACAAUAAUGCAGAUGAUGAAUAUACAGAUCAAGCAGGAGAAAAAAAUCACAAAGUCCGACUAGCAAUUGGAAAUGGAGUAAGAAAUGAUGUGUGGAGAGAAUUUUUAGACAGAUUUGGUGCUCUUAAGAUCUGUGAGUUUUAUGGCGCUACUGAAGGAAACAUUUGUUUCAUGAACCACACAGGAAAAGUUGGAUCUGUUGGCCGCACCAAUUUCUUUUAUAAGCUUUUUUUCCCGUUUGAUUUAAUCAAGUAUGAUUUCCAAAAAGAUGAACCAGUUAGAAACAGCCAUGGUUGGUGUGAAAAAGUUAAGAAAGGUGAGCCCGGUCUUCUCAUUUCCAAAGUCAAUGCAAAGAACCCCUUCUUUGGUUAUGCUGGCAAUAAGAGACAUACAGAAAAGAAAUUACUCUGUGAGGUAUUUAAGAACGGAGAUCUUUAUUUUAAUACUGGAGAUCUAAUGGUUCAAGACUGUGAGAAUUUUCUUUAUUUUUGGGACAGGAUUGGAGAUACCUUCAGAUGGAAAGGGGAGAAUGUUGCAACUACAGAAGUUUCUGAUGUCAUUCUAAUGUUGGAGUUCAUACAAGAAGCAAAUGUGUAUGGUGUAUCUGUGCCAG
This is a messenger RNA of Mesitornis unicolor (brown roatelo), 757 nucleotides long. RefSeq names its product long-chain fatty acid transport protein 6-like. NCBI's taxonomy places the organism in Eukaryota, Metazoa, Chordata, Aves, Mesitornithiformes, Mesitornithidae. The annotation marks the transcript as partial. Gene Ontology annotation, molecular function: long-chain fatty acid transmembrane transporter activity; long-chain fatty acid-CoA ligase activity. The record is from RefSeq and is a predicted model, not a curated record. The transcript has 5 exons.